UUAAAGUGCCAGUUUAGGGCUCUUUGGAGCUGAAAAUGCCCGCUGUGCCGCCUAUUCCCUGCCCCAUCCGCCUGGGCAAGAUCAAAUCCGAUGGUCCAGCUGUUCUACUCCAUAUGUACACACUUGAGAGAAACAUCCGUAAGCUGGAGAAGCUCCUAAAGAAAGGGGUGGACGUGGACUGUGAGAACGACCUCGGCCAGACGCCGCUGUUCUGCGCCUCUCUGCUGGGCCUCACCAACGUGGUUGAACUUCUUCUGCAGUACGGAGCCGACCCCAAUCACCGCUGUGUGGACAGAAGCACGCCGGUCCAUGCCGCCGUGUUCUCCUGUAACCCGUGGCUCCUGAGUGGUCUGCUGGACCAUGGAGGAGAUUUAAGGUUACAUGAUGAGCAGGGCAGGACCCCCCGAGACUGGGCGGAGGCUGGAGCUCAGGAACACUCCCCCCGGAUGCUGGAUUUCCUGAAGAGCUGUGUCUCUCACAUGUGCAGUCUAACUCAGACACACUCGCCUCGAGACGGACGAGUCACUCCAACUUCCUCCAAGACCCUCCUGCGCUCUCCGUCUCUGCUGGAGCUCCUCCGGCCCGGGGGCUCUGACCUCCUCGUUAACAAGAAACUAAGCACAAAGUCCUCCGUCUGUGACGUGGUCCAGUGUUUCGGCUUUGGGAAGUUAUGUGCUGGAAGGUCUCAGCAGCCUGCAGGUCUGCUGGCGUCUGUGCCGCUGAUAGCGGACUCUGAGUUAGCGCAGGCUGAGGAUGAAGCUCUCUGCUCCUUCAGCUGUGGACCCUCCUGCUGCAUGACCAACUACAGCUGGAGAGGAUGCCGUGUUACAGUGAAAGAGCUGCAGAAACAUGCCGAGGAAGAUCUCUACCAGGACCUGCUCAUCGCAGAGCUGGAGCACUGCAGCCGGCUGUUCCACCCUCACCUGCUGCAGCUGAUGGCCGGGAGCAUCACUGCAGACCUGCAGCGCAGCAGACUGGUUUAUGAAAGAGUGCAUGUGGGGUCACUGUACACUGUCCUGUAUCACAGGAGGGCAGAGUUCCCUGUGCUGCAGGUGUGUGAUCUGCUGGCUGUGGUGCUGCAGGUGUGUGAAGCGCUGUUGUACCUGCACGGCCGAGCGCUGGUCCUCAGAGCGCUCUCAUCACACUCCGUCAUCAUUGUUCACCCAGGGGUCGCAAAGGUCACUGGCCUUGGCUUCAUGGUGACCAGUGAGGGCAGUUGCCCUGGUAAAGUUGCCCUGCCACUUCCUGCUGGGCUGUAUAACUGGGCAGCUCCUGAGGUCAUCAGAAGAAGAGCAUGCACAGGAAAAGCUGACCUCUACAGCCUCUGUACGCUCCUACAAGAGCUGUAUACAGAUGCAGUUCCGUGGGGCAGUGUGGACCCUCGCUGGAUAAAGCAGGCCGUGGACGCAGGUCAGGCUCUUUCUGCAGAUCCGGCCGUUCCCCAGCCGUACUAUCAGCUUCUACAGAGAGGCCUGCAGCCGCGAGCGAAGGACAGGACCUGCAGCCUGCUGGACGUCCGGUACACGCUACGUUGCGACCUAAAGGAGCUGAGUGGUAGACGGGACAGGAGUGGAGGGCGCCCCCUAUCAGCCGGUCAGAGCAUGCGGAGAUGGAGCGCUGAGCUCCCGGAUGGAAAGCCUGAGGAACCAGCAGGUCAGCAGCCCCCUGAGUAUUCAGACUCGGACAGCACAGUGGACAGAGAGAUCCAGGACCAGCUGUGGAGACUGGACCGCCUGCUGGAGAGCGAGACCUCGCAGACGUCUCCCAGAAGACUCCAGAACGAUGAUGCAGAAAGCAGCACAGACGCUGAGGAGCGCCAUCAGGACAUUUCCUACCGUGAUAUCCUCCCUCUGGACGAGUGGCGUAUGUCACUCUGCUCCCCAGUGGACAAAACCAGCAGCUCUCUGGACGUGUGGUCCAGCAGCAGCGCUGUGGAGGAGAAUCUGGCAACCCGCCCCCCCGAUGCUGUGUCAGAGCACAUCAGCGCCAUCAUACUGAACCUCAAAGUGUCUCAGGUGUUGCUGCAGCAGGUGGAGAGCAGUCUGGAGAACGCUGAGUUGGGGCUGAUAGACGGGCCACAGUACGAUGAGCUGGACGCUGGGGUCAGUGAGGAUGAGGUGGACGGUUUGGGCAGGAAAAGUGAGGGGAAGGUGGUGGUCCUGAAGGCAGUUGGACCCCCCUCCACCUACAGGCCGCUGCUGGAACUGCAGGGUGGUCAGCUGGAGUGGGGCACAGACGGAGACGAGGUCAGCCAUUACUGCUCCGCUGGAGAGGACAGCUUUCCCAGUCCUCAGGGAGACAGAAAUGUUUCUCAGAGAGACGGAAGGGCAGAUCGGAGGCAGCAGCAGCCAAUCAGGAUCACUGAACAGUCCGACAGACCUGAUAGAUCAUCACACGGAGCUCGGCAGAUGACCGCACCCCUGACCGCUGACCACGCCAAGCCCAAGUGGACCAGUGAAGUGAGCGAGCUAGUGGUCCGGAUGACCCGGGGCAGGCUGGGGGCUUCGGCAGGGCCUGUUGGCAGCAGCGACAGUGAAGAUGUGGAGGAGGAGCAGCGCCCUCUGGUGGAUAAACAGAACCCUCACAACCACACACUGCUGGAGCAGCUGUCCAAGAGCUUUGCAGGUGUCCAAAGUGAAGAGAGCGCAGACUUCCACACCUUCACCAUGCAGGAGUCUACACAAGGAGAGGAGGAGAGCAGUUCAGAGUCAGACUGUAUGGAGUCUCCUGUGGAGCCUUCCAGCAUCUUCUACACUCCGAAACACCACCCAGACAGUGCGGACGCUGCAGAGCAGCUCUCUCAGACACUCAGUUCAGAGGAGGAUCUGGACGUUACGAUGGAGAUCUGCCGCCCCAGCCCUGCGGUCACUGAGGGCCAGGUCGCAGAGGCCAGUUUUAGGGUUCUGUGUCCCAUCAUGGCAUGGCCAUCGGCUCACCUGCCAGUCUGUCCAGAGCCUGUGCCUGAAGAGCCGGACCAGACUGGACCAGAAUCCAGCACAUCAGUGAAGGGAGCCUUACAGAGCACCAGUCAGGUGGCCGAUAUCGCCGAUCUCUCCAGCAUCACCUGUUCACCUGCUCAGCUCCAGGAGUGGGCGGGGCAGGAUGGAGCUCCGCCCAGCCCCCGCAGCACGCGCUUCCCACCAUGCAACAGCACCCCCCGCAGCCCAGGUCCUGACUGUAGUCCAGCUCCACGCAGCCGUGAGUCCGUUCCUCCCCUGCAGUCUCUGCUGGACACGUCUCCGUGGGACAGCGCUCCUGACCGGUCCGUCUGCACCGAAGCAUACGCCACGGCCGGCCUCGGAGCCAGUGACACGACGGAUCCAUCGCAGUCCAGCGUCCUGCAGACCCCCAGAGUGUUGGACGUCCCUCUGGAGGGUUUGGAGACGCCCACCACCAUCACCCAGGAGUUCACCACAGCCAGCUGCGGAACCAAACACACACCGGCACAGAACCACAGCCAAACACAUGAGGAGGAUGGUGUGGUGGAGGAAGAAGAGGAGGAGUGUGAAGAGCAGGCAGAUGCUGAACCACAGCAGGAGUCGUUUGAGAAAGAACUUUCAGAAGAAGAAGAAGAAGAAAAAGCACCUGAGAAAGCACUGGACGCCAAUGGCAGCGGUCAGAGGGCAGUGAGAGGACAGUCCUCGGACCCUCCUGGGUCUCUGGAGGAAACGGACAGGGCUCACUCCACUCUGGACGAGGUUCUGCAGCGGCUGCUGGUGGAGCGGACGGAGAACCAGAGAGCCCCCAAAGACCCAGAGGCCACGUCGUCGGAGAUGACAGCUGUGUGUGACGUGCAGGUCAGAGAGGAGUGUGUGUGUCCAGCAGGAGACCGCAGUGAGGGGGCCGCGUGUAAAGGAGUGGAGGAGAGUGAGGUGGUUUCGUCAGAUGUGAUGAAAGAGCAGGGAGAGCAGACGGAGUCCGGAGGUCCCGCCGCCUGGAAUCAGCUGCACAGAGUGAUCGUCCUGGAACACACGCCCGUCAAAACGCAGAGCGAGCCGAACCAGAACCUCUCAGUCACGCAACCCUAAGUCCAGAAACUAGAGCGCGCUCGGUUCACCUGGGCUUCAACGAGGACCCCGCGUCCACCCCGGCCACAAACAUGCAGUACAGCGGGCGGCUCCUGGGUCCGCCUGGCCUCUUUACACCAGCCCCUUUCAC
Molecule: messenger RNA, 4158 nt
Organism: Pygocentrus nattereri (red-bellied piranha)
Lineage: Eukaryota; Metazoa; Chordata; Actinopteri; Characiformes; Serrasalmidae
Product: inactive serine/threonine-protein kinase TEX14-like
Exons: 30
Coding region: 36-4028 (1330 amino acids)
Biological process (GO): male meiotic nuclear division; mitotic spindle assembly checkpoint signaling; protein phosphorylation
Cellular component (GO): midbody; intercellular bridge; kinetochore
Molecular function (GO): protein binding; protein kinase activity; ATP binding
Source: RefSeq, a predicted model, not a curated record